UUCCCAGCGAGGAGUGAAAAGCUUGGUGGGACAGAGCUGCAUGAGAAAAACUUCCCCUUUUCCCACAGCGUGGAGUUGCCAGGAAACUGGAGUAAACCUGCAUGCACCUUCCCCCUUAUCAGAUCUCCUCCUUUGGAGGGAUAUUACCUUUUUUUUUCUUACGUUGCUUUUUUGCCAUUGGGAUAAAACUAACUUUGCUUUCAAUCACUUUGUGGACUGGAUGAUUCUGAGUGUCUGGAAGAGAAGUGAGCAGACCUGAGAACUUCACACAGUACCGCUUCCAACACAGAUUUAGAAAAAUCUGCCAAUCAAGACCAAAUCAAGUUGCAGGAAGCACAUUCAUCCUCCAGUGCUCCGUUUGUUUCCUCUAAACAUGGAAGACAGUUUGACUGUAUCUUUACGAUUGGUCAGCUCCAUUGUAUUAUUAGGACUCCAGCUAGUGGUCUCCCAGCUGUCAAUAGAUCACAGAAAGGUUCCACAGAGGAUAGACCAACAAAUGGAUGCUACAGAAAAUACCAGUGCAGCGCCCACUGGUACCUGGGGCAGCUGGGGACCUUGGUCAGCUUGCUCUAGAAGUUGCAGUGGUGGAGUUAUGGAACAAACUCGACCCUGUCUCCCAGCCAACUACCAAGUUCCAAGUCAACAGUACUCUACAGCACAAAGAAAUCCCAGCCACAACAAUGCUAUCAACCAUGACUCUGUACUUAAUCCAUACCCUGGUCAUGUUAUAUCAGCCAUUCGAACAUCAGUACCUCUUCACAGAAGGGGAGAAAAUCCAAGGUUCAGUCUUCCAGCUUCAGAAGAUUUAAGCCAAAUUCAUCUUGGCAGAGGGAUACUUAGAGGAAACAGACAGCCGUCACUAAACGGUCAGACAACUAGACUGGAAAGAAGAAACAGAACAAGAACUCCAAUUAGUCCAGGAUCAUACGGGUAUGGUAAAGUUCCACAUAUCUUACCAUUGCAAAGUGACACGGGUCAAGAAGUCCCAAGAGUAAGGAGGCAGCGUCAGUCUUUUGGACAAGGUUCGGCUGGACAGAAUGCAGAAUCUCCAGCUAAUCAGCAUCUGAUAUCAUCCCAUUCACAAACUGUACCACUGGCGCUUCCUGACGCUUCCAGUCAUGGCUCUACAACCCUCCAACUACUCCAAGAUAAACCUCCAGCACAACGUGGACCCACAACCAUUAUGUGUAUUGGAUCCUACAAACAAUACAAGCUUUGUAAUACAAAUCUGUGUCCAGGGAACAACAGAGGCAUCAGAGAAGUACAGUGUGCAUCCUAUAACAAUAAGCCCUUUAUGGGUCGUUUGUAUGAAUGGGAACCGUUUUCUGAAGACAAAGGUACUUUGAAGUGUGAAUUGACAUGCAGAGCAAUGGGUUACAGAUUCUAUGUGAGACAAGCCGAAAAGGUAAUCGAUGGAACACCCUGUGACUUCAAUGGAACUGCUGUGUGUGUUUCAGGUCAAUGUAAGAAAAUUGGCUGUGAUGACUUUUUGGGUUCAGACAAAUUAGUAGACAAGUGUGGUGUCUGUGGUGGAGAUAACACAGCUUGUAAGGUAGUGUCGGGAGUCUUCAAACAUAUUUUAACUAAAGUUGGAUACCAUAAAGUGGUGGAAAUCCCAGAAGGUGCUACAAAAAUCAAUGUGACAGAAAUGGCCAAAAGUAAUAACUACUUAGCUCUUCGAAGUCGGUCAGGAAGAUCUAUCAUCAAUGGAAAUUGGGCAAUUGAUAGGCCGGGUAAAUAUGAAGGAGGUGGGACGAUGUUCACCUACAAGCGACCAAAUGAAAUUUCAAGCACUGCAGGAGAAUCUUUUUUAGCUGAAGGCCCAACAAAUGAAAUACUGGAUGUUUAUAUGAUACAUCAACAACCCAACCCAGGAAUUCAUUAUGAGUAUGUCAUUCCAGCAACAAAUUCCAUCAGCCCACAGUUACCUCCCCACCAGAGACCAGGUGAUCCAUUCAAUGGCCAGUUAGAAGAAGCAGAUGGCUUAAACCCUACAGAGAACAGAGAUUCCUUUACUGAUGUCGACAUACACACAGAACACGCAACAGGGCUUUCACCUUCCUUGCAGCCUGGAAGGAUUCCAUCACAACCACCAGACAAUCAGGUGCCUAAUUUACAACCCCCCAGACGGAACCGUGAAUACAACUGGAAGCAAGUCGGGUCAACAGAAUGUUCAGUAACAUGUGGUAAAGGAUCCCGGUACCCGUCCUUUCGCUGUGUUAACAGAAUUACACAUGAAGAGGUGUCAGAGGCAUUCUGCGACUCCAGUAUGAAGCCUAGCUCUGAAGAGGAGCCCUGCAACCUCUUUCCAUGUCCUGCUUUUUGGGAUAUAGGAGAGUGGUCAGAAUGCAGCAAAACAUGUGGCCUGGGGAUGCAGCACAGACAAAUCCUAUGCAGACACAUCUACGCAAACCGUACCCUUACAGUACAGCCAUACCGCUGCCAGAACUUGGAAAAACCAGAGACGACUACUACGUGCCAGAUUAAGAUCUGUAGUGAAUGGCAAAUAAGGACGGAGUGGACACCUUGCUCAGUCCCUUGUGGGGUAGGGCAGAAGACCCGCGAUGUAAAGUGUGUCAGCAACAUUGGUGAUAUUGUUGAUGAUGAAGAGUGUAACAUGAAGUUACGACCAAAUGAUAUCGAAAACUGUGACAUGGGUGCGUGUGCCAAAAGCUGGUUCCUAACAGACUGGAGUGACAGGUGCUCUGCAGAGUGUGGUGAGGGCAUUCGGACACGGUCAGUGGUUUGCCUGUCCAAUCAUAUUAGCAGUUUGCCACUAGAAGGCUGUGGCAAUAACAGACCACCUGAAGCUACAAAGUGUGACAAUGGACCUUGUGAGGGCAAAGUUGAAUGGUUUACAGGAAGCUGGAGUCAGUGUUCUGUGGAGUGUGGCACAGGGACGCAACAGAGAGAUGUAAUCUGCAUCAGAAAGACAGUCGACGGUUUCACUGUAGUCAAGCCAUAUGAAUGUUCAUAUCUAGAGAGACCUCCUAACCAGCAAUCCUGUCACCUCAAGUCCUGUGGGGCAAAGUGGUUUUACACUGACUGGAGUACAUGCUCGAAAUCCUGCGAAGGUGGCUUCAGAGUCAGAGAGGUACGAUGUCUUUCGGAUGAUAUGACACACAGUGAUAGAUGUGAACCAGAUCUUAAACCAGAUGACAACGAGGCAUGCAACACCCAGGACUGCAUACCAGAAAUAGAUGAAAACUGCAGAGACAAGUACUAUAAUUGCAAUGUGGUAGUACAGGCCAGAUUGUGCGUGUAUGCAUAUUACAAAACUGCUUGCUGCGCUUCCUGCCACAGAGCAGCCAGCAGACAGUCAGGAUACCUUGGACGAAGAUAACAUCUGAAGCAUCUACAUCAACAGAUACACAGAAGCAGAGUUAAUGACUGAUCUGUACCUGCCUCUUUAAUUGUAUGUCUCAAGAAGAGAAAAAACAUUCACCAUGAAA
Molecule: messenger RNA, 3452 nt
Organism: Spea bombifrons (plains spadefoot toad)
Lineage: Eukaryota; Metazoa; Chordata; Amphibia; Anura; Pelobatidae
Gene: THSD4
Product: thrombospondin type 1 domain containing 4
Exons: 19
Coding region: 374-3343 (989 amino acids)
Biological process (GO): extracellular matrix organization
Cellular component (GO): extracellular matrix
Molecular function (GO): metalloendopeptidase activity
Source: RefSeq, a predicted model, not a curated record